Messenger RNA from Solanum stenotomum, 1545 nucleotides. Its product is annotated as indole-3-glycerol phosphate synthase, chloroplastic-like. Gene Ontology annotation, biological process: L-tryptophan biosynthetic process. The transcript is spliced from 10 exons. NCBI's taxonomy places the organism in Eukaryota, Viridiplantae, Streptophyta, Magnoliopsida, Solanales, Solanaceae. The record is from RefSeq and is a predicted model, not a curated record. Bases 149 to 1384 code for a protein of 411 amino acids. Gene Ontology annotation, molecular function: indole-3-glycerol-phosphate synthase activity; phosphoribosylanthranilate isomerase activity.
UAUGCGUCGCGGGGGGUUGGCGGCUACGGCUAAAUCCCCAAAAGAUCUAAAUCUAAUUUUGCAAGAUAUUCUAUAGUUCUUCGGUGGUUCAACAUUGCCCCUUAAGAACAUCCAUUUACUUCCCCAUUUUUUUUUCUCUAAUUGAAUAAUGGAUUCUGUAAUGCCAUUGAGAACCGCCGCCGCCGCCACGGCAACGGCGGCAACUGCAGCGGCGACGGUAAGACCCCGGUUCUCAUUUCAACUCCUUGCCAAUCCCAGACCUAGGAAACCGGCAUUCUCCUUGUCAGUUCCAACGACUAUUUUCACGACCCACCGAGCUCGAAUUUUACCCCAAUUUACACCGGUUCGAGCUCAAGAGGAUGGUUCAGCGGUGGUUUCUGAAUCCACCGUUCCUGAAGGAGAUGCUCUCAAAAUCAAGGAGUGGGAAGUGGAAAGAUUCCAAGAUGAAAUUGCUGCAAGUCAGGGUAUAAAAAUUAGAAGGAGGCCGACAACAGGACCUCCUUUGCACUAUGUUGGCCCUUUUGAAUUUCGUAUGCAGAAUGAAGGCAAUACUCCUAUUAACAUACUAGAAGAAAUUAUCUGGUACAAGGACAAGGAAGUCUCACAGAUGAAAGAGAAGAAACCGCUUCUUCUACUGAAAAAACAGCUUAGCGGUGUUCCACCUACUAGGGAUUUUCUAGGAGCUCUGAAAGAAUCAUAUUCAAGAACUGGAUUGCCUGCUCUUAUUGCUGAAGUGAAGAAGGCUUCUCCAAGUAGAGGUGUUCUGCGUGAAGAUUUUAAUCCAGUUGAGAUCGCCAAAGCUUAUGAAAGAGGUGGAGCAGCAUGCCUUAGUGUUUUGACAGAUCAGAAAUAUUUUCAGGGAAGCUUUGAAAAUCUAGAGGCCAUAAGGAAUGCUGGAGUAGAGUGCCCUUUGUUAUGUAAAGAAUUUGUUAUAGAGGCUUGGCAAAUCUACUAUGCUCGGGUCAAAGGUGCUGAUGCAAUUCUGUUAAUUGCUGCUGUCCUACCAAAUCUUGAUAUCCAGUAUAUGAUUAAGAUCUGCAAAUUACUUGGAUUGACAGCACUAGUUGAGGUGCAUGAUGAGAUGGAAAUGGACCGUGUCCUCGGAAUUGACGGGGUUGAGCUGAUUGGCAUCAAUAAUAGAGACCUUGGAACUUUCAAGGUGGACAUUAGCAAUACCAAGAAACUUCUGGAAGGAGAGCGUGGGGAAAGAAUUCGGGAGAAGGGCAUUAUUGUUGUUGGGGAGUCUGGACUAUUUACUCCAGCUGAUAUUGGUUAUGUACAAGACGCUGGUGUCAAAGCGGUGCUAGUUGGUGAGUCGCUUGUCAAACAGGAGGAUCCUGCUAAAGGAAUAAGUGGACUUUUUGGUAAAGACAUCUCCUGCUAAGAUCUUGUUGAGAUUCUUCCCCACAAUUUUGUCAUCUCUCACCAUUUGUAUUGUUCGUCACCUGCUUGCGUCAGUGUAAGAUAUAACGUAUGGAUAAUAUGCGCUAUGAAUAGAAAUGAUAAUUUGAUACUUAUUACUUAAUACAUUUAGAAUUGGGCGUA